AUGGCAGAGGCAAACCUCACCUUAGUGACAGAAUUCCUCCUGAUUGCGUUCACGGAGCUCCCUGAGCGGGGGCCCCCUCUCUUUCUCUUCUUUUUAUCUGUCUACCUCCUCACCUUAAUGGGGAACUUGGGGAUGAUUGUUGUGAUCCGCGUGGACCACCGGCUGCACACCCCGAUGUACUUCUUUCUGAGCCACCUCUCUCUCACCGACAUCUGCUACUCCUCCACCACCGUUCCUCAGAUGAUGGCCGUGCUGCUGCAGCGCGGGGCAGCUCUGUCCUACACUCGCUGCGCGGCUCAGUUCUUCCUCUUCACCUUCUUUGGUUCCAUCGACUGCUACCUCCUGGCCCUCAUGGCCUAUGACCGCUACGUGGCUGUGUGCCGGCCCUUGCUGUAUGUCACCAUCAUGACCCAGAAGGCUCGUCUGGGUUUUGUGGCUGGGGCUUACGUGGCUGGUCUCUUCAGCGCGUUGGUGAGGACAGUCUCCGCCUUCACUCUCUCUUUCUGCGGGAACAAUGAGAUUGAUUUCAUUUUCUGUGACCUCCCUCCACUCUUAAAGCUCACUUGUGGGGACAGCUCCACCCAGGAAGUGGUCAUUAUCGUGUUUGCCAUUUUCGUCAUCCCCGCGUGCAUGGUGGUGAUCCUGGCGUCCUACCUGUUCAUCAUCAUGGCCAUCAUGAGGAUCCGCUCUGCGGGGGGCCGGGCCAAGACCUUCUCCACCUGCAUCUCCCACCUCACGGCAGUGUCACUCUUCUUCGGCACCCUCAUCUUCAUGUACCUCGGGGGCAACACUAGCCGGUCCUCAGAAAAGGAUCGGGUGGUGUCUGUGUUCUACACCGCAGUGAUCCCCAUGCUGAACCCCCUCAUCUACAGCCUGAGGAACAAGGAGGUGAAAGAGGCUGCAGGGAAGAUUCUCAGCAGACUGAAGCUGCCCUAA
Messenger RNA from Chinchilla lanigera (long-tailed chinchilla), 936 nucleotides. Its product is annotated as olfactory receptor 9Q1-like. Gene Ontology annotation, molecular function: G protein-coupled receptor activity; odorant binding; olfactory receptor activity. Gene Ontology annotation, cellular component: membrane. Lineage: Eukaryota; Metazoa; Chordata; Mammalia; Rodentia; Chinchillidae. Gene Ontology annotation, biological process: sensory perception of smell; G protein-coupled receptor signaling pathway. The transcript has a single exon. The record is from RefSeq and is a predicted model, not a curated record. The coding region runs from base 1 to 936 and encodes 311 amino acids.